Messenger RNA from Vairimorpha ceranae, 261 nucleotides. RefSeq lists its product as hypothetical. NCBI's taxonomy places the organism in Eukaryota, Fungi, Microsporidia, Nosematidae. Bases 1 to 261 code for a protein of 86 amino acids. The transcript has a single exon. The record is from RefSeq and is a predicted model, not a curated record.
AUGGAUAUUACAAUAGAACAUAAAAUUUUUCAAUAUUUGGAUGUGCUAAAAAACUUUCUUAUAUGCAAUAAUAUUAUAAGCUCCUCUAUUUCCUGUUUAAGAUGUGGCAAUUUGUCUAGGUUGUUGCCAAUUUCUGCAAGCGGCAGAAGUAUAGGUUAUAGAUGCACAAAGAAAGGAUGCCAAAAACGCCUUCCUUUGUUUCAUUCUACUCUGCCCUUAACAAAAGUAGCAAGACUAUUGUAUUGCUUAAUAUGUGACUGA